CGCCGGGAGCUGUAGUCUCCUCCGCCCCGGCGCCGUUGCCCGGGGCAACGGUCCCCUAUGGCUUGAGUGCCCCGCUGAAAUCUGCGGCGGCCUCCGCGGUUGGACGUCGUGGGAAGAGGUUGGAAAGUCUGAUUUGGCGGCGGGGCCGAGGGCUACCUGGAGAAGAGGAUGAGCUGGGAGGGCUACUCACAGGCGCUGCACAUUAGCCUGCAGGGUCUCAGUGGACUUGUUCCACCUCCUCAGACCCACCGAGAUCCCAAUGGUUCAGGCCACUUUCUUGGGGAUGCCAGCCACCCUUAACUCCUCCAAGUUUGAAGCCCCUGCCAACUCUCACUUUGGUGUGAUACUUCACAGUGGGAUGUCUCACUAUGGGCCUACGGAUCUGGACGCAGGGCAUGGGGUGAUGUAGAGAGCUUUGGCUUGCUGGGCCUUGCGUCUGCGGAUCUUCCAUGCAGGCUGGUGAAACCACAUGGGCACACGCUGCUGCCAGUCCUGUGGAAGUGGGGCUUCGGGAUCACACCAUUUCAGCUGGGCACCAUGGCUGCUGCCUAAAGGCCUCCUCCGAGGGAGAACGGCCACCAAAAAGAGUCAUGGUGGUUUUGAUUUUCAUUUUCCUAAUGGCUAGUAACGCCGAACAUCUUUUCAUGGGCUUGUUAGCCCUGGCUUUCUUUGUGGAAAUGUCUGUUCAUGUCCUUGAUUUAUUUUUAGUUGUGUGUAUUUUAAAUAUAUCUAUUUUAGUUGUAACAGAUACAUGACAUAAAAUUUACCAUUUUAACCAUUUUUCCAUUGGUUUACUUUUAAACCUAGGGAAAAUUUUAGAAGAACCAGAUGCCAGAAAACCUGGCCUGGUGGUGGGGUCUCCUCACUGACCCACAGAAUGCCCUGGUCUGAGUCAUCUCCUGAGCCUCAGCUACAAAAAUAUUUGUUGUUCCAGAUCAGUAUGGAGACAAGGCACGGUUCUGCAUCUUGUCUUUCCUGCCUUACAUAUUAUUAUACUGGAGACAUUAUUAUGCACACAGAUCUCCCUCAUUCCUUUUAAUGGCUGCGUAAUAUUCCAUCAUCUGAAUGCUGUCUCUUGGACUUUACCAGCUCUCUGGGGAUGAGUUCGGGUUUUUGAUAAGUACAAACAACACUGCUGUGACAUUCCUUGAACAUACAUCUCUGUGCACGUUUGAGAGUAUAAUUGUAGGUAAAUUCCCAGACGUGAAAUUGCCAGGUCCCAGGGUCCAUGCAACUCACAUCUUCAUUGCUGUUGCCAAGUUUCUCACUAAAAGGCUGCAGCAAGUACAUUUCCACCCAUGCCAUAUUUCUCCAUCUUUUUACAUCUUUAAAAUCUUUUGAAAGUUUUAUAAGUCUUGCAGUGGGUUGUUUCUGUUCUUUCAGGAAACUCUGAGAAUGUGAUGAAAGCUCUGGCCCUUUUCCCCGGAAAGAUGUACACCAGGAUGCGCACUCCACCUGUGGCUGACGUUUGGUGGGGGGACGGGGUGUGGUGCUGUGUCUGUCCAGGGCCUACCCCUCCUUCCAGGGCAGUGGUUCUCACACUUUUAAGUGAAAUCAGAUUUUUAGGGGACUUCAAUAAACACACAGGUUGUGUUUCAACAGCUCUUUGUGAGAGAGCCGAGGGCACAUUGAUAAAAGAAGAGCCCCAACUUGAGGAUGGCUUCAACAAGAAAAACCAACCGUCCCAUGCGCGAUAUCUUUGGUGAUUUCAGUGAUAUUUCCUUAGAAGAUUCAAAGAUGGAAGAAAUCGGAAACUUGAAAAUCAAUAGGAAUCUCACCAAAAGAGCUCCCAGUCAUAGCAGAUUUCUAAAAAGAAGCCAAACUAUGGGUGAAAAACACUUAUUUCCAAAAGAAGAUGCUGGCUUGGGGGGUGGGUCCUGUCUAUCCUCAGGUAGACCCCCGACUACCGCCUCAAAGCUCAGGACCAGUGCUGUGCUCAGGAAGCUGGCCCAGAUCGAAUCCAAGAUCGUGAAUCGGAAGGUGCAGAGGGACUUGUCUGACGUGGAAUCUGACCCGAAGACCUCAGAAGACAGUCUUCCCAGGAGAGCAGACAAAAUUCCUCCCAGGAGCACGGUUAAACUUUCUUCACAGAAUACAGACAAAACCUCCCACGAGCAGGCUCGUGAAAUUCCUGUCGCUGAGAGCGAUACACCAAGCGGGAAGGUCAGUAGGUUUCUGAAGAAGAGAGAACCACCCAUUGAAAAGCUGUCCCCUGAAGCCCAUUUUGGGAAAGAGAAGAAUUUUCCAACCCCCCAAAAGAAAGAACCUACUAGAAAAUUCGAUUCUCCAGACAGUGAUGAAGAGGAAAUGAAAGAGUUGCUGGGAAGCUUGAUGAAAUCUUCUAGAGAAAAAGAAAUAUGCACAGAUCAGGGUUUCAUGAGCACCAGAGUCAGUGAGAAAGAACAAAUAGAACUAUUCUUGGAUCAGAUCCCAACUCAACCGAAACUCCUUUUGCUACCUAGUGAGGAACUUUCCAGCCUAAAGCCACUUGGGACAUCACCUCGGCCAACCUCCCCGUCGGCAGACAGGACCCUUCACAGCGUGCGCUCAAGAGCUCCCUUCCCACAGACUUACACUCCAGGGGACCCAGCCUCUUGCACGGUGUCACUUUCCAUCACCAGCAAUGUGUCAAAGUCAGCAUCCUCGAUGAUGGCGCACAGCAGGCUCUCGUCCUCUCCCGGAAGGAAUGAAGCUGGGACUGGGGAGGAGUUGCUCUCAGAAGCCUCCAGUGACAGCCUAAAUGAUUUUAGAAUAAAUAUUUUAUCCCUUGAUGAUCUGGCUCCAGCUGUCAGUGAGAAGUUGGACUUGGAACAGAAAAAAGAAGGUCAGAGGGAAAAGACACACAGCAAAAGCCCCUGGGCCAGGGGCCCCCCGAAGGGAAGCGAGGUCUCAGAGCACCUGAGUGAGUCGUUGGCUUCCUCUGCUGGGUCCCAGUACGCUUCCAGCCUGAGGCCAGCGUCUAAGGAAACCACGGCCAGCACAGUGAGUUCGGCUUACUCAGAAGAUUUCAACAUAUCCCCAAGUCUGACAGCAUCUGAGCCAAUGGCCCAUACUGAGGAGUCUCCAGAUAGGACGCUGGCCACUUUGUCUGAACUCUCUGAAAGCCUGAAGACAGAUCGUCCCCUGCCAACACGCGUGUCUCGAAAAAAGCGGGCCAGGGAUGUUCCAAGAGUCGUGAAGGAGACGGCUGUGCAGACCCUCGACCCCGCCUUCGCCUACCAGUGGAUGAAGGCGGCUGGCGUGGCGGCCAUUGGGCCAGCCCUGGGAAGUGCCUAUGUGGACCCUGAGCCCAUCGCCAGUCACGUCGUCAGUGCAGAUGCAAUAGAAGCCCUGACAGCUUACAGCCCGGCAGUGUUGGCGCUCAAUGACAUGCUAAAGCAGCAGCUGAGCCUGACGCAGCAGUUCAUCGAGGCCAGCCGGCACCUGCACAGGUCCCUCCUACAGUCCCUGGACCAUGACACCUUCCACUACCACACCCUGGAGGAAGCCAAAGAGUACAUCAAGCACCACAGGCCUGCCCCGCUGACCAUGGAGGAUGCUCUGGAGGAGGUGAAGAAGGAGCUGUGAACGCCAGCAAAGCCUCAGAGGGUCCAGCACUACCAGCGGAUCAUUGGACAGUUAAGACAGAUAUCUUACGGCGGGGUGGGGCUCCUGGACCGCGACCGACGUCUCCUCCCUGGGGAGUACGACUUGGACCUGGAGCGGGAGC
Molecule: messenger RNA, 3709 nt
Organism: Pteropus alecto (black flying fox)
Lineage: Eukaryota; Metazoa; Chordata; Mammalia; Chiroptera; Pteropodidae
Gene: CUNH19orf44
Product: chromosome unknown C19orf44 homolog
Exons: 10
Coding region: 1657-3567 (636 amino acids)
Source: RefSeq, a predicted model, not a curated record